UUAUAUAAACAAAAGUAGAUAAAACCGAUGCUCACUUUUAUAAACACUUCCAUUUCAUUUUUCCUCCUUAUUAUCUCAUCUUCUUCCUCUCCAUCUUUCUUGUUCUUGAAGAAUUAGAUUAAUGGCUGUUCACUGCAAUUCUUUAGCUCAAAUCCCAAUUCAGAAAUAUGAUAAUUCAUUUGUGAAAUAUUCAAACAAUUUGUUGAUGUCCAAACGAUGCUAUGCUCCAAAGAAAAAGUCAACAGUUGGUCCAGUUCUAUUGAAAAUCACAGCAUCCAUCAAGAACAAGGUUGUUUAUGAGGAUGAGUCUCAAGGCAUAAUUUGCUACCAAGAUGAAAGUGGAGAAAUAAUUUGUGAAGGGUAUGAUGAAGGGCCAUCUUAUAGACAAAUUUCAAGACCAACCCAUCACCAAAGGGAUGUUGAAAUUGUGAAUCUUCUAAAACAAAGUUGGUUUCAAAUUGCAAAAGGGAAAGAAAUUGAUGAUGCAGUUGAAGGUGGUCGUUUGCAAGAGGAUUUAAUUUGAAUUGCAAUAAAAUGGUUUAACUUCUUUAACUAAUCAAUCUUGCCUUUGUCACACUCAUAGCUUUGAGGUUUGAAGAGUGUAAUAGUAUGUAAAUUAUAAAAUGUGAAUAGUGUAUCCUAUAGCACAUGUGUAGUAGGUUAGUUCCUGCAGCACAUUUUUCAUUUUACUUGCAAGUUGUACAAAUUAAUAAUAGCAAUGUUUUUAUCAA
Medicago truncatula (barrel medic) is the source of this 731-nucleotide messenger RNA. RefSeq lists its product as uncharacterized. Lineage: Eukaryota; Viridiplantae; Streptophyta; Magnoliopsida; Fabales; Fabaceae. The record is from RefSeq and is a predicted model, not a curated record. The transcript has 3 exons. Bases 122 to 523 code for a protein of 133 amino acids.